UCUACAUCAUUAUAUUUGACAGCUGCCAUUGUCAUCACGAAGUCAAUAAAAAAUCUCAAUGUAAAAUCUUAAUCAUUGAGUUCACACUUGUAUGUCGGAGAUUCUAAUGUUGUGUAAAGUCUAAUUGAUCCAUUGUGUUGCUUGUUCAUAAAGUGUUUAUUGUGAAAGAAAAGUAAAAGCACUGAGCGUUUUUCCAUGUUAUAGUUAUAACUCAAUGUCUGUAGGAGCUAAAAAGAAGUGUUAAAUACAAGUAAUUUGACCUUUUCUUUGUCACAAAAGAGCCUUAAAAUUCAAGAAUAUAUCUUUUAGUUUAGUUAUUCUUUUGUAAGAUGUGUGGUGGAUUUACGUGUUCCAAAAAUGCCUUAAUCGCCCUCAACAUUCUCUAUGUGGCUGUGGCUUCAAUUCUGAUAUCAGUGGCGGUGUAUGGGCAAGCAUCAUCACUGGUUACCAAUCUGCCUAUUGUAGGAGGGAUACUAGCAUGUGGGGUUUUCCUCAUAUUGAUAUCUCUGUUGGGUCUAGCAGGAGCUAUGAAACAUCAUCAAGUUAUGCUUUUCUUUUACAUGGUGAUCCUAUUUCUUCUGUUCUUGGUGCAGUUCUCUAUUGCCUGUGCUUGUCUUGCCGUCAACUCAGACCAGCAAGAGAUGUUAGCUCAACAGGGUUGGAAUCAAGUUGAUAUGGAUGUCCGAGGUCAGGUUCAAGAAAGAUUCCAGUGCUGCGGCUUCCAGAGCCGAGACUUCAAACCAAACACUACUAGCGACCAUCCAUCCUGUGUUCUCGCUGAUCAAUUGUGUUGUAACAGUCUGACAAUAAGAGAUGACUGCCAAUGUCAGCCUUGUAUGGAGAAGUUAAAAGAAACUAUUGAUUAUGCGUUCAAGCUGUGCGGUGGUAUCGGACUGUUCUUUAGCUUCACCGAGUUUCUGGGUGUGUGGUUGACAGUGAGAUAUCGUAAUCAGAAGGAUCCUCGGGCUAACCCAAGUGCAUUUCUCUGAAUGAUAAGCUUUUCGCAGUGUGGCUCGCCCGUCGUUACCGCAAUCAACCGGACCCCAAUUACAAGGAACCACAUGCCGUAUUCCCCAGAAAGAACUACUUGUAUUAAAAACACGCUAGUUUCAUUUUAGACUGUUUUCCUUGUAGGGCAAUUUGUUAGAAUUUAAAUAAUAGAAAGGUGAUAUAUUAAUUGAUAGCUUUACACUACUUUCACUUUAGUUAACAUUGUUUCCAAACUAUGAAUGACCUCGCCUGAAUUCCAUUCUUGAUUCUUAGCUCGCGUUACGUGAAGGACGUAUGUAUUUUUUAGAAAGUAAUGUGUUCCGAGAUUCUAAUUGUUAAUUUUUAUGCCAGCUCAAUAAAGUCUGUUGUUCACUAGUCGGUACUAAUCUUUAACAAUCUAACCUUGUGAAAUAGAAUUUAACUUUUAGAACUAAAAAAAUAUCUUAUUCAGCCUGUUAUGAAAUAUCAUGUAUAUUGAAAAAAUAUAUGUUAUACAUAUUAUAAUGUCCAAUCUUCCGCUAAUUAUUGCUAUAAUCUUUUUUUAUUUUUUAUAAAUAUAACAGCCAGUGUUUGAAGGUGUAUCGAUGUUUUAAAGUUGAUUAAUACAUAAAAAUCUAUUGGUUUGCUUAGAAAAUUAAAUGUCAACCAUCAAUUUGUAAAUCCGUAAAUAGGUAGUAUAUAAUAUUGGUAUGACUGUAUGUGUGUGUUGAUGUAAUUUGCUCACAGAUUAUAUGAAAAAUGUGAGUUCUCUUUAAUAUUAAAACUUUAGUGUAGUUUUACGCCCAAAAAGACAUAAAUAUAUUUUUUAAAUAACUUUCUAAAAAUUAUAAUAUCAUAUUCUUCCAUGUUCCAAAUCAAAUGCUGUUUUUGAGUUUCGUCUCGUUAUUAAUGUGGCUUUAUGUCGAAUACUACGUUUUAUAAAUUAAUUAAUUAUAACAAGAAAUAAAUAAGGAAAGUUUAAUGUUUUCAUUCGAGCCUCUCAAUCGGCGUCACGUUUUUUUUUAAUGAGGCUUAAAUUUUGUUUUUGACACAUUUUAUUGUAUUGCUAUCGUUUUAUCAAAUCUAGUUUAGAUUUUAAAAUUCAACAAUUUUAAUAUCGUCGUAUGGACCCCGCGUGUUCUUUAUUUCUCAAUAUUAAGUUAUACUAGUCAAUAAAGUAAUGAAUUUAUCUUUAAUACUCCUAUAUUCUGCAUAUGAUUGUAUUUGAUGUGUUUUAAGGUGUUGCCAUUUUAAACUUUCAUUAUGUUUUAAUAUAAGUGAAAUAUUUUUUUAAUUGGUCGCUUUUCGUUCGUACUAUUUUUUGUAUGCCGUAAAUUAAGUAAAAUUACAUUCUAUUAAUUUUUUCGUAUUUAAUUUUCUGAUCAUACAAUUUUAACGAUGAUUAUUCAAUACUUAUUAGUAUUCUCAUAUAUCAGUGUAAUUUCAUGUUCGAAUAAAGUGUGUUGAGCAUU
Molecule: messenger RNA, 2441 nt
Organism: Danaus plexippus (monarch butterfly)
Lineage: Eukaryota; Metazoa; Arthropoda; Insecta; Lepidoptera; Nymphalidae
Gene: Tsp97E
Product: tetraspanin-13
Exons: 7
Coding region: 330-989 (219 amino acids)
Cellular component (GO): membrane
Source: RefSeq, a predicted model, not a curated record